Molecule: messenger RNA, 1868 nt
Organism: Ixodes scapularis (black-legged tick)
Lineage: Eukaryota; Metazoa; Arthropoda; Arachnida; Ixodida; Ixodidae
Product: tigger transposable element-derived protein 6-like
Exons: 1
Coding region: 1-1797 (598 amino acids)
Cellular component (GO): nucleus
Molecular function (GO): DNA binding
Source: RefSeq, a predicted model, not a curated record
AUGUCUCAGAAAGGAAAGAAAUGUAAAAUAUCUCUUCAAACUAAGCUUAAGAUUAUCGAGGCUGCUCAACGGCAAGCCUCGUACACUUCUAUUAUGAAAGAAUUCGACAUUUGCAACAAGUCGACAGUAGCCAUGAUACUAAAGAAUAAAGAAAAGUAUAUUGCUGCAGCACAAAAAACAAAUCUAGAGUGCCACAGGAUAUCGUCUUUUUCAAGAUAUCCCGAGGUCGACUGUGACAUUGAACAUUUUAUUUUCAAAUGCGUACAAAACAGCCAUCCGAUCAACGUCGAAAUUUUACGGAAAGAAGCAAAGAAGUGCGCUCAAAACCACGGGUACACCGACUUUCCCGCAAGUAACGGGUACUUAGAAAAGUUCUUGAAGAAAAAGCGCCGUCUGGACUCUGCCGUCGUGACCAAUGCCAUGCAAGAUUGGGCCAGUAAACUGCUGCCGCAGAUGGUCGAGGGGUACUCUAGGGACGAUGUCUUCAACGGAGACGAGUUCUCUCUCUCCUACCGCAACAUUCCCAAAAAGAUGCACCGGUCCCUCGAAGAACAGGGUCGCUACAACACGGAGAAGGUCACGGUGUUUGUGGCUGCAAACUGGAGUUCUAGCGACAAGCUGCAACUUGUGGUUAUCGGGAAAUCCAAGCACCCUGUGUGCCUAAAGAACAAGGAAGCACCCAUCAUUUACCGGAGCAGUCAAACGGGCCUCAUGACCCGGGAAGUUUUUGAAGACGUCAUGGUCGUGUUCAACGAGCACUUCAAGCAGCAGGGCCGGAAAGUCUUGUUUUUGGUGGACAUGUGUGACGAGCACAAGCUCUUGACCCUUUCGAAUCUCAAAGUAGACUUCUGGCCUCCUGCGGCUGCAGCCAAGCUCCAGCCUCUGCAACAGGGGAUCAUUCCGCUGCUAAGGGAGAACUACCAGCAGCUGUUCACACAGAAGGUACUGCUGUUAACCGAAGAAGGAGAAGUCCCUGCUGCGCGGAAGCUGACUCUCUUCGACACCAGCUUCAUGUUGCAUUCUCUCUGGGAACAAGUUGAGAAAGAUCAGAUCGCAAAGGCUUUUCUCCAGGCAGGUUUCCCAGAUUCGAAUGUGUCAUUGGCAGUGGUAGAUGCUGAACGUCGGGUGACCUGCAAAACCUCGGUGGCUGGGGAAGGCACUCUACAGGUUAUAGAUCUCUGUCGACAUUCAUUCAACGGGCCUUUUGCAGAGGAGGCAGUGAACUCGUCCAUGGAGGAAGACGGUGUCCCCUUAACAACUGGACUGUGCAAAGACAAUCUGAUAAUGAGUUCCGCGCUUGUUAAGGACUCUGUUGGAACAGUUGACCAUGUGUCUGUGGAGGAAAGUCCUUGCCUAUCAUCUGUCAAUUCUGAGGAAGUGGUGGAUGUUAAUUUCUCUGCUUUGCAGGUGGCGACUUUGGGAAAUGGCUGUCCCACUGAAGUGGGUUCUCUAACCCUUGUUGAGGAUGUUUCCUCUCCCCUACACUCGGUGACCGUUACUGCAGAAAAAAAUGAGGCUACAGCUUUAGCCCACAGGAGUUUGUCAAACCGACAGUUUGUUGAUGCUCGAGAAGCUAGUCUUCUAACAGAAAAUAUCAUUGAGGCUGCUGAGAAAACUUCCCGACGACUGUCUGGAACAGAUUCCCGGACUGGACGUGUAUCUGGAGAAAAAGCGCGGGACUUUUUGAUGGCCCAAAAAGCACUGCAAGCUGUUCGAGGGUAUGUUUCUUCUCAAGGUGCCCCAGAGGCUGUACUGGACAUGGUUUCAGGAAUUGAAACCUUCAUGGAGUCAACAUGAAGAACUGGAGCCAAGUGCCAGUGGGCAGCCAAAACACUCGAUUAAAGAAUGUCAAUUUCUUUUACAGCGAA